Molecule: messenger RNA, 3838 nt
Organism: Vidua chalybeata
Lineage: Eukaryota; Metazoa; Chordata; Aves; Passeriformes; Viduidae
Gene: HCN3
Product: hyperpolarization activated cyclic nucleotide gated potassium channel 3
Exons: 8
Coding region: 119-2938 (939 amino acids)
Biological process (GO): potassium ion transport; transmembrane transport
Cellular component (GO): membrane
Molecular function (GO): voltage-gated potassium channel activity
Source: RefSeq, a predicted model, not a curated record
CCGCGGGCGGCGAGCGAGCGCCCGCCCGCCCGGGGCCGGGCAUGUGCGGCGGGGCGACGGGCAGGGCGCCCGGGCAAGGGCGUUUGAAGGAAACGUGAGGCGAGGCGGCGGCGGCGGGAUGGAGGCGGCGCCGCGGCGGAGCCCCGAGCCGCGGGAGAAGCCGCCGCUGCUGGACGGGGAGGCGGCGGGGGCGCCCGCGGGGGCGUCGGGCGCGGCCCCGGCCUCGCCGGCGGCGACGGAGCAGAUCGUGGCGGAGGGCGAGGCGGCGGCGGCGGGCACGUUCGUGCAGCGGCAGCUCGGGGCGAUGCUGCAGCCCGCCGUGAACAAGUUCUCGCUGCGCAUGUUCGGCAGCCACCGGGCCGUGGAGAUCGAGCGGCAACGGGUGAAGUCGGCGGGCGCCUGGAUUAUCCAUCCCUACAGCGACUUCAGGUUUUACUGGGACCUCAUCAUGCUGCUCCUGAUGGUGGGGAAUUUGAUCAUCCUGCCCGUGGGCAUCACCUUCUUCAAGGAUGAGAACACCCCUCCCUGGAUCGUUUUCAACGUGCUUUCGGACACUUUCUUCUUGGCUGACCUGGUGCUGAACUUCCGGACAGGCAUCGUGGUGGAGGACAACACGGAGAUCAUCCUUGACCCUCACACCAUCAAAAUGAAGUACUUGAAGAGCUGGUUCCUGGUCGACUUCAUCUCCUCCAUCCCUGUUGACUACAUUUUCCUCAUUGUUGACCUGGAGACCCAGGUGGAUUCUGAUGUCUACAAGACAGCCCGGGCCUUGCGCAUCGUGCGCUUCACCAAGAUCCUCAGCCUGCUGCGCCUGCUGCGCCUCUCGCGCCUCAUCCGCUACAUCCACCAGUGGGAGGAGAUCUUCCACAUGACGUAUGACCUGGCCAGCGCCGUGGUGAGGAUCUUCAACCUCAUCGGGAUGAUGCUGCUGCUGUGCCACUGGGAUGGCUGCCUCCAGUUCCUGGUGCCCAUGCUGCAGGACUUCCCUGAGGACUGCUGGGUCUCCAAGAACCACAUGGUGAACGACUCGUGGGGCAAGCAGUACUCGCACGCCCUGUUCAAGGCCAUGAGCCACAUGCUCUGCAUCGGCUACGGGCAGCAGGCGCCCGAGGGCAUGACCGACGUGUGGCUCACCAUGCUCAGCAUGAUCGUGGGGGCCACCUGCUACGCCAUGUUCAUCGGCCACGCCACCGCCCUCAUCCAGUCGCUGGACUCGUCCCGGCGCCAGUACCAGGAGAAGUACAAGCAAGUGGAGCAGUACAUGUCAUUCCACAAGCUGCCUGGGGACACGCGCCAGCGGAUCCACGAGUACUACGAGCACCGCUACCAGGGCAAGAUGUUUGACGAGGAGAACAUCCUGGGGGAGCUCAGCGAGCCGCUCAAAGAGGAAAUCAUCAACUUCAACUGUCGCAACCUGGUGGCCAACAUGCCCCUGUUCGCCAACGCGGACCCCAACUUUGUGACGGCCAUGCUGACCAAGCUGCGCUUCGAGGUCUUCCAGCCUGGGGACUUCAUCAUCCGUGAGGGCACCGUGGGCAAAAAGAUGUACUUCAUCCAGCACGGCGUGGUCAGCAUCCUCACCAAGGGCAACAAGGAGACAAAGCUGUCUGAUGGCUCCUACUUUGGGGAGAUCUGCCUCCUGACGCGGGGCAGGCGCACGGCCAGCGUGAGAGCCGACACCUACUGCCGCCUCUACUCCCUGUCCGUGGAUAACUUCAACGAGGUGCUGGAGGAGUACCCCAUGAUGCGCAGGGCCUUCGAGACGGUGGCCAUGGACCGGCUGGACCGCAUAGGGAAGAAGAACUCCAUCUUGCUCCGCAAGCGAGCCGAGCACAGCUCGGGGCCCCUGAACAACGAGAUGAUCCAGCAGAUCGUGAAGCACGACCAGGACAUGGCCCACAACAUCCAGGACCUGCAGCAGAUGGCGAUGGGCCGGGAGCUGAGCGGCAAGCCGGUGAUCUGGGAGCCGCUGGUGCACGCCCCGCUGCAGACGGCCGCCGCCACCACCAACGUGGCCAUCGCGCUGACCCACCAGCACAGCCUGCAGGCUCACAUCUUCCUGCCGCCCUCCUCCAUCUCCAGCCCGCUCUCUCCCGAAGCCACGCUGCUCACCAAGCCGGUGCGCCGCUCCCAGCCCAGCCUGGGGGGCUCCCGGCCCUCCUCCGUGAGCUCCCCCUCCGGGGCGCAGUCCCACCUGCAGACGCCGGCCGCCGGUUCGCCUUCCUCGCCCAUGGUCCAGCCCCAGGCGCCGCUGGAGGGCGGGGGGCAGAGAGCCGGCCCCGGGGCGCAGCCCCUGCCCCGCGCGGCGCAGAGGGGGGAGAUGCCGGCGGGGGCCAAGCAGCCCCCGGCCGGCCCCCAGCCCCAGCUCUCCCGGUCCCGCGGCGCCUCGGUCUCCACCUCGCUGCUGCAGCAAGCGGCGGGCGCCGCGUCCCCCAGCUCCGAGCAGGCGCUGCCGCCGGGGAGAACGCUCCACUACAGCCUGUCCCGAGCCACCGGCUCCCACAUCUCCCUCCUGAUGCAGCCCCAGCAGCUGGUGAAGCACAGGAGCAUCCAGGGCCUGCCGGUGGGGCGGCUCACCCAGGAUGUCCGGCUCCUCUCUGCCUCCCAGCCCUCCCUUCCCAAUAAAGUGGCCCAGCAAGCCGACGGGAGCUCCUUGAAGCAGGGCAGGAAAUCUGCAGGGAACCUGGCCCGCAGGUCCUCGCCCUCGGUAGCCGGACUCCUGGCCAAGCCGUGUGCGGGGAUGCCAGGUCAGCCCGCGCACUCGCAGCAGAUGCCUUCAGGAUCGCUGGCUCAGCCCGGCCGCUCCGCCGCGGGAGCGUCCACUCCCCAGUCCCCGGGCUCCGCGUCCAGGCAGGCAGCAGGUCCCUCCCGCAAGGGCUCCGUGGCCUUCAGCCCCGAGGUGGAAACGGCGAAGCCCAAACUCCCAUCCAACAUGUGAGUCCUGGCGGCGCCCACACAGGCAGGAGGGAGCCGGGCAUCCCGGCGGCAGAGGAGGCAGGAGAAGCAGAGCGCCAGCCCCGCCGUGUCGGAGGGAAAAUGAGGUGAGAGGCACCGGGCGGGGCCAUGGAGGGGCUGUUUCAGGCACGGGGACACGGCAGGGAUGAACACGGGGCCAGCCCCAGAGCUGGCCCAGCUGGGUGAGGAGGGGGCUCUGCUGACUGCCCCAAGGGCAGGGGGUCACCCUGCCCUUGCUCAUCACCAUCUGUGAGUUCUGCCCUCCUGCCGGAGGCAUAGGACAGGUCAGAGCCCUUGCCCAAGCUCUGGCCUCUCUGGGGAGCUCAGCUCCCCAUAACUGUCCCUUGGGGGCUGGGCCCCCCACGCUCUGUGCCGCGUGUCCCACAGCCUGUCCUCGGGGCAGGCUGACGCUGGCAGCUCCUCCAGCUUGUCCUCUGUCACAGCAGGGGCUGCCCGAUGCCCACCUCGAUCCCCAGAUUGCUCUGCCCAGCCCCUUUGCCUUUAGGGUGAGCAGGCAGAGGCACCCCCUGGGCCCUUUGCCCGGGUGGAGGGAGAAGGCUGGAGCCCAUGGCAGGGGCCCCCCGGGCAGGCAGAGCAUGAGGGUCCAGGGUCAGCACUCCCCCUUUCCAGAGUGCCAGGACCACCUGGGGGUCCUGGGCAGGGCUCCCCUGGUGUGAGGAGUGCCAAGGGGCAACGCUGGGGGCAGAGGAGCAGCCCCCCAGUCCCUCUCCCCAGCUUGUGGGACCGUUUUGCCUCAGAGGUGCUGAGUGCCAGAGGUUGGGAUGUGCUGCUGGGCAGGGCUCUGCCCCACACCCGGGCACUGUGGCUGCCCCUCCACAGGGGCAGCCUGGGGGGAUUCUGCAGCUCCAGGAGGAUGCUCAGA